AAGAAGACAGAGUGAGAAUUAGCAAUGCUUUAAGUUAGCAGACUAUUAUGAAUAAGUAAGACUUUACUUUAAUGUCUUCUUAAAAUAAAUUUAAGAAAAACCGGUUGAUAUUGAUAACCUAAAGUUCUCACACAAACGAAAAUCACACAGAGUAAAAAUAUUAUUUGCGGCCUAUCUAGCCUAGUAACUAGUAAGUUACCUCGUUAGAGUAAAAGUGUUCUGUGUUUUUUUAUUAUUAUAAGUUGGGCUUUUGUAAAAUUUUUAGCUGUUGAUCAUACCUUCAUUGAAAUUGAAAUCAAUUUUAUUAUUUAUAAUUUAUUGGUUUUCUAAUAUGAAUUUGAAAAGGACUGUACCGAAUAUUCUUAUUACCGGUACACCUGGUGUUGGUAAAUCUACAAUCAGCAGAAAACUAGCAGAAAGGGCAAAAUUUACGUGGAGAGAAAUUUCUAAAUUGGCAGAAGAACAUAACUGUUUGGAUGAAUAUGAUCCAGAAUACCAGUGUUCAAUUCUCAAUGAAGAAAAAUUGCUUGACAUUAUGGAAGGUAUGAUGAUAAAAGGGGGCAAUAUUGUAGACUACCAUGGAUGUGAUUUCUUCCCUGAAAGAUGGUUUGAUGGAGUUUUUGUUAUUCGAACAAAUAAUACAACUCUGUAUGAUAGACUGUCAGCUAGAGGUUAUACAGGUAAAAAAAUGGAAAACAAUAUACAAUGUGAAAUAUUUGCGACAUUAUUAGAAGAAGCGCAAUCUUCAUAUAAACCAGAAAUUAUUGUUGAGUUAACAAAUGACAAUGAAGAACAACUACAUAAAAAUAUUGACACUAUUGUUCAAUGGAUUGAGAGGUGGAAAGAGGAGAAUAUAUAGCUUGUUAGGUUCUAUGUUUACAAUAAAUUUGAUAUAAGCUACUAAGUGACCCUACAAAUAUAGUUCUGUCUAAGCUAUGAAUAUUCAAUUCAAACUGGAAUAAAUAAUAAAAACAAAAAAAAACCUA
Leptidea sinapis is the source of this 986-nucleotide messenger RNA. RefSeq names its product adenylate kinase isoenzyme 6 homolog (gene Ak6). The transcript is spliced from 4 exons. Lineage: Eukaryota; Metazoa; Arthropoda; Insecta; Lepidoptera; Pieridae. The record is from RefSeq and is a predicted model, not a curated record. Gene Ontology annotation, molecular function: ATP hydrolysis activity; ATP binding; AMP kinase activity. Bases 332 to 859 code for a protein of 175 amino acids. Gene Ontology annotation, cellular component: cytoplasm; nucleus.